AUGAGAAAAUGCCCCUCUUAAAAUCUCAGAAUCUUAGCCGGGCGUGGUGGCGCACGCCUUUAAUCCCAGCACUUGGGAGGCAGAUGUAGGAGGAUCGCCGAGAGUUCAAGGCCACCCUGAGACUACACAGUGAAUUCCAGGUGUGGUCUCCCAGAAGAACACUCUUCUUCGCUUCCACCUUUAACCCUUCCACUUGAGAGUUGCUCCUGACACGUCCACAGUGCAAGUCCAAGAGACCAAGGCCCAGAAAAGGUCAAGAUGGGGUUUGUAUUUUCAAAAUCGAUGAAUGAAAACAUGAAAAUUCAACAGGAAUUCAUGCUUAUGAAUGCUCGGCUACAGCUGGAAAGACAGCUGGUGAUGCAGAAUGACAUGAGGGAAAGACAAAUGGCUAUGCAGAUCGCCUGGUCUCGGGAAGUCCUCAAAUAUUUUGGAACCUUUUUCAGCAUUACAACCGUCUUUUUAACAGCUGGAGCAAUGAAGCGAAAGAAGCCAGCUUUCCUCUUCCCCAUUGUUCCCUUAAGCUUUAUCUUGACGUACCAGUAUGACCUGGGCUACGGAACUCUCCUGCAAAGAAUGAAAGAAAUUGUGCCAUCCGACAUUGACCAAGAUGCAGAACCCUUAACCAUGAUGCUGGAAUUCAAUCCAAACUUGUUACAGGAGCUGAAGGCAAUGGGGUCUGAGAGGUCAUCAUCAUUACUAAACCUACAACACAACGGACCUGCGUUCAAGGAUUCAUCGUUAAGCUUUGAAAAGUUCAAGAACACUAUUCCUAACAAGCAAAAUGAAGCCGAAGACAACAGUCCUUCAGAACAAAAACACUUAGGAUUAGAGCCUCAUUCACGAAAAAAGAGACAGUCUGAUACAUCACUGAGUAGGCAAUGUUGUCAAGUCGGUUGUACCAGAAGAUCUAUUGCUAAAUUUUGUUGACAUGAUUCGUACGCAUCCUAAUGCACUGCUGAUG
This is a messenger RNA of Jaculus jaculus (lesser Egyptian jerboa), 961 nucleotides long. Its product is annotated as plasminogen receptor (KT). The record is from RefSeq and is a predicted model, not a curated record. Gene Ontology annotation, cellular component: plasma membrane; extracellular region. Gene Ontology annotation, molecular function: hormone activity. Gene Ontology annotation, biological process: positive regulation of plasminogen activation. The transcript has 6 exons. NCBI's taxonomy places the organism in Eukaryota, Metazoa, Chordata, Mammalia, Rodentia, Dipodidae. Bases 259 to 927 code for a protein of 222 amino acids.